AUGUCCAAGUCAGACAGCGCCGCCGAAGAGGGCUCGCAGGGCGACCCGAAGCCUGACAUACCGUUUUACGGCGUGCGAUCAUGGCUGUCGCAGGCCGUCGUGGCCUCUUUCAUAGCAGGAGGAGUAGCAGGUGCAGUCUCGAGGACGGUGGUAUCCCCACUCGAGCGGUUGAAGAUUUUGCUGCAAGUGCAGUCAACAGGACGCACGGAGUAUAAGAUGAGCAUACCCAAGGCGUUGGGCAAGAUAUGGAGAGAAGAGGGCUUCAAGGGCAUGAUGGCGGGCAAUGGCGCGAACUGCAUACGAAUCGUUCCGUACAGCGCAGUGCAAUAUGGGAGCUACAAUUUGUAUAAGCCGUACUUCGAGUCAUCGCCAGGAGCGCCUCUACCACCGGAAAGAAGGCUGGUCUGCGGAGCAAUCGCAGGAAUCACAUCCGUGACAUUCACCUACCCGCUCGACAUUGUGCGCACACGACUAUCGAUUCAGUCCGCUUCGUUUGCAAACUUGAGCAAGGAAGCUGCAGCAAAGGCGGAGAAGAAGCUACCAGGAAUGUUUGGAACGAUGGGCGUGAUGUACCGAACCGAGGGAGGUUUCUUUGCUCUGUACAGAGGCAUCAUUCCGACCAUCGCAGGAGUCGCCCCCUACGUCGGACUGAAUUUCAUGGUCUACGAGAGCGUGCGUCAAUACUUUACACCUGUCGGCGAACAGAAUCCGUCGCCUAUUGGCAAGCUCAGCGCAGGAGCCAUAUCGGGAGCUGUGGCACAGACCAUCACAUAUCCAUUUGACGUACUUCGACGACGAUUUCAGGUGAAUUCCAUGUCGGGAAUGGGCUUUCAGUAUACCGGAAUUUUUGAUGCCAUCAGCAAAAUCGUGGCCCAAGAAGGCUUCCGUGGCUUGUACAAGGGAAUUGUGCCAAACCUGCUCAAGGUUGCACCAAGCAUGGCAAGCAGUUGGCUAAGCUUCGAGUUGGUCCGAGACUACAUGGUUGCGCUACGACCGGAGAUUGACUCGAACGACAACCCACCGAUCGGCGGAGCAGCGAAGUGA
Sphaerulina musiva SO2202 is the source of this 1044-nucleotide messenger RNA. RefSeq names its product mitochondrial carrier protein. Bases 1 to 1044 code for a protein of 347 amino acids. The record is from RefSeq and is a predicted model, not a curated record. Gene Ontology annotation, biological process: transmembrane transport. The transcript is spliced from 3 exons. Lineage: Eukaryota; Fungi; Ascomycota; Dothideomycetes; Mycosphaerellales; Mycosphaerellaceae.